Messenger RNA from Heterostelium album PN500, 2283 nucleotides. RefSeq names its product nicotinate phosphoribosyltransferase-like protein (gene naprt). The transcript is spliced from 7 exons. Gene Ontology annotation, molecular function: nicotinate phosphoribosyltransferase activity. Gene Ontology annotation, cellular component: Arp2/3 protein complex; cytoskeleton. Lineage: Eukaryota; Evosea; Eumycetozoa; Acytosteliales; Acytosteliaceae. Gene Ontology annotation, biological process: Arp2/3 complex-mediated actin nucleation; regulation of actin filament polymerization; NAD+ biosynthetic process. The record is from RefSeq and is a predicted model, not a curated record. The coding region runs from base 1 to 2283 and encodes 760 amino acids.
AUGGUCUAUCACUCAAAUUUCAAUACUGAUGCUGGUUAUCGUUCAAUCGGUAACUACCCAAUCUUACCAUUGAAGACCACCCACAAGGGUCCAGCUCCAAAGGCUGAUCCAAACUCUCAAGAUAUUAUUGAUGAAGCAUUGGAACUUUUCAAGGCCAACAUUUUAUUCCGUAAUUUUGAGGUUCAAGGUAAUGGUGAUCGUGUUUUGAUCUAUUUGACUUUGUAUAUUACCAAGUGUCUCUUGAAGAUCGCCACCUGCAACAAGGCCGACGCCGAGAAGCAAUUGUUCACCAUGGCACAAGAGCAAUUCACUGUUCCAGGUGACUCUGCUUUCCCACUCGGUGGUAUGAUCACCAUCCCAAGCACCCGUGAUGCCACCGACGGUAUCCGUCAAUCACUCACUCAGCUUCGUUUAGAGUUAGGUGUUCGUCUCGUCCAAAGAGUCUACGCCACCGAUCCAGCUCGUCCAAACAAAUGGUGGAUAAGAAUUAAUAUUUUAGUUUUAUUUGGUGGGUAUAUGUCAAAUCCAUCAACACCUUUAAAAAGAAAAAAGACUGAAGAGAUCAUCAAGAAUGGCAAUGGUGAUCAUCCAGUUGCUACCAACGCCUACAGAGAGUUGAAGAGAGUGAAUACAGUGAACUACGCCUAUCAGGAAUCGAAUGGACAUUUGAAACCACUUAAUGGAUUCGUUACACCACUGCUCACCGAUAUGUAUCAGAUAACAAUGGCUUACAGUCUCUGGAAGAAUCAACGUCACAACAUUCAUACGGUGUUCGAUCUUUACUUUAGAAAGAAUCCAUUCCGUGGUGAGUUUACUGUUUUCGCUGGUUUGGAAGAGGUCAUUCGUUUCGUAUCGGAUUUCCACUUUAACGACGACGAAGUAGAGCACAUCAGAUCUCUGAUUCCAGAUUGCGAUCAAGGUUUCAUCGACUACCUGAAGACUCUCACCUCGAAGGACGUCACUAUCUAUGCUCUCAAGGAAGGAUCCGUUGUCUUUCCACGUAUUCCACUGAUUAGAAUUGAGGGACCACUCGCCGUAUGCCAACUCUUUGAAACUACUCUACUGAAUCUUGUUAAUUUCGCUAGUUUGGUUGCUACCAACGCUGCAAGACACAAGCUGGCAGUUGGAAAAGAUAGAGUUAUGUUGGAGUUUGGUUUGCGUCGUGCACAAGGACCUGACGGUGCCAUGUCUGCCUCGCGAUACUCCUACCUUGGUGGUGCCGACGGUACUUCCAAUGUUCUUGCACAUUGUUUCUUUAGCAUUCCAGUCAAGGGUACACAUGCACACAGUUUCGUUACCUCUUACAACAGUGUAUCAGAUUUAGUUGACAAGACACUCGUUGGUAAAGAUGGUAAAACAUAUAAUCUAUUUGAUUUGGCAUUGAAGUAUAGAAAAGAAAUGGGAUGGACAAUCACAAACGAGAGUGAAUUGGUUGCUUUCACAGCAUAUGCUAGAACAUUCCCCAAUGGAUUCCUUGCUUUGGUAGAUACCUAUGAUACUCUCAACUCUGGUGUACCCAACUACUUGUGUCUUGCACUGGCACUUAAUGAAAUCGGUUAUAAAGCAGUUGGUAUUAGAUUAGAUAGUGGUGAUUUAUCAUAUCUCUCCAAAGAGAGCAGAAAGAUGUUCAAGACGGUCGGUGAAAAGUAUAACAUUGACUACUUUAAUAAAUUCCAAAUCGUUGCUAGUAACGAUUUAAAUGAGAGUACUAUUCACGAUCUCAAUAGACAGGGUCACGAGAUCGAUGUGUUUGCCAUCGGUACCAACCUUGUCACCUGUCAAGCUCAGCCAGCACUUGGUUGUGUGUUCAAGUUGGUAGAGAUCGACGGUCAUCCAAGAAUCAAGCUAUCUCAAGAAACAAACAAAGUAACACUUCCCGGUAGAAAGACAGCAUACCGUCUCUUUGGUGAAGCCGGUCACCCAUUGGUAGAUCUGUUGCUGCUCACACCGACCAACGCCUCUAGCAGUCCAGAUGAAAUACCAAAGGCUGGUGAUAAAGUGCUUUGUUUGCAUCCAUUCGAAGAGCAGAAGCGUGUCAUUGUAACACCAAAAGCGGUAGAGGAACUUCACAUCAAAGUAUUUGACAAAGGUCAAGUCAUGACCAACCCACUUCCAAGCUUAGAGGAAGUACGUGCUUUUUGUCUCUCUGAGAUUCAACGUAUUCGUGAGGAUCAUCUUCGUGCUAGCAAUCCAACACCCUACAAAGUCAGUAUUACAAAGAAACUCUAUGAUUCAUUACAUAGUCUAUGGUUAGAAUCUGUACCAAUCAGAGAAAUGAAAUAA